Penicillium canariense is the source of this 1002-nucleotide messenger RNA. Its product is annotated as glycoside hydrolase family 43 protein. Gene Ontology annotation, molecular function: hydrolase activity, hydrolyzing O-glycosyl compounds. Bases 1 to 1002 code for a protein of 333 amino acids. The record is from RefSeq and is a predicted model, not a curated record. Lineage: Eukaryota; Fungi; Ascomycota; Eurotiomycetes; Eurotiales; Aspergillaceae. The transcript is spliced from 2 exons. Gene Ontology annotation, biological process: carbohydrate metabolic process.
AUGCGGUCUUCUCUCUUUCCUGCUCCCUGUAUAUGGGUGACGUUCCUACUAGCUCUGCUCCAAGUAGCUCUAGGAUCACCAUAUCUCCCAAAGCGGGCGAAGGGACCCUGGAAGGGAUUGAACACUGAUUUCCCAGACCCAAGCUUCAUGAAAGCUGCUGAUGGGAAAUGGUAUGCCUUCGGCACGAACGGAAACGGCAAGCGUGUUCAGGUUGCUGUUUCACCAGAUUUUUCCCACUGGACUCUGCUCGAUAUCGACGCGCUUCCAACUUUGGGAAGCUGGGAGACGGCCAAAGACCACUGGGCACCCGAUGUGGUUCUGCGCGACGACGGAAAGUACGCCAUGACCUAUUCAGGAGAGUCUAAGAGCGAUACUCCUCAUCACUGUGUUGGAACUGCCGUGGCGGACAAGCCCAUGGGGCCGUAUGUCCCCAGCAAUACCCCACUGUCGUGCAGGCUGGACCAGGGCGGGUCCAUCGAUUCUGCGGGGUUCAAAGACAAAGAUGGCAGCAGAUACGUUGUUUUCAAAGUCGACGGCAAUAGCGUCGGCCACGGAGGUGACUGCAACAACGGCAACCCUCCUCUCGUUUCCACGCCAAUCAUGCUGCAAAAGGUGAAGGCGGAUGGUGUCACUCCCAUUGGUGAUGCGGUGAAAAUCCUCGACCGCAACACCAACGACGGCGAUGGGCCUCUUGUGGAAGCCCCCAGCCUGCUUCUACACAAUGGAGUCUACUUCUUGUUUUACUCGACCCACUGUUUCACGGACAGCAAGUAUGACGUGCGCUGGGCUACUGCUAGUAGCAUUACGGGCCCGUAUCAUAAGUCGAACGUCCAGUUGCUGAAGAGUGGCGACUACGGUGGACUCAUCUCCCCUGGAGGUGCGACUGUGUGUGGAUGUGGGGAUCGCAUGCUGUUCCACGCCUGGUGUGAUAACUCGAUGAAGCAGCGGUGCAUGUAUGUGGCGGACCUCGUCCUCAGCGGAACGACGGCCUCGAUCGCGUAG